GUGGCAGCUAUAAAACGAAUAAGUCGACCGAGUGGCGCGAUUAGUAGUAGUUUAGAGCUUUUCUAGUGCAGAAAGUGAGUGAGUAAAUAAUUUGCGGUAGCCACGUGCGGACGUUGAUUUCUGACAGCAAGAUCUUAAUCGUGAAAACUAAACGAAGAAAUUCCAAAGGGAGCGAAUAAAAACCUGCUGCGACGCCCACCCGACCCCAGCUACUACUGUCAGAAGCAACAUUUCAUUCACACAUUUCCGUAGUCCGAAAGCACCCGCAUCCGCACCCACACCAGAUACGCCAUGCCAUCGCUAUCCGUGUCACUGCUACUGAUCGGUCUGGCGCUGACCGUCGUCACAAGCGCUCAAAAAUACACCGACAAAUUCGACAACAUCAACGUGGAUCAGGUGCUCGGUAACGACCGCAUCCUGAACAACUACCUCAAGUGCCUGCUGGAUAAAGGACCGUGCACCCAGGAGGGACGGGAGCUGAAGAAGCUGCUCCCCGAUGCACUGAAGUCGAACUGUGAAAAAUGUAGCGAACGACAAAAGACCAGCUCCCGCAAGGUGAUCAGCCAUCUGGAGACCAAGAAGCCGGCCGAGUGGAAAAAACUACUAGACAAGUACGACCCGCAGGGAAUCUACAAAAGCAAGUUCGAAAAGUUGAACAAAAGCGCUCAGUAGAUACGGUGUGUGUGUGUGUGUGUGUGUGUUCGCAACGAGAAUUUGAUUUCAAAUGUCGGGUAUUUCUGUUCGGAGAGGAAAGUUUCUGUACAAGCAAAGACAAAGUCGUGUAAUUUGUACUCACAAAUAAAUACGAUAUCGGUGGCCAUACAAACUA
Messenger RNA from Wyeomyia smithii (pitcher-plant mosquito), 829 nucleotides. Its product is annotated as ejaculatory bulb-specific protein 3-like. The transcript has 3 exons. The coding region runs from base 292 to 672 and encodes 126 amino acids. The record is from RefSeq and is a predicted model, not a curated record. NCBI's taxonomy places the organism in Eukaryota, Metazoa, Arthropoda, Insecta, Diptera, Culicidae.